AUGAUGUCCUAUGGAGAGAGAGUGGGGGGAACAGCUGUCUCCCCACUUCCAGUCCGUGGGAGACACAUGGUACAUGGGACAGCCUUUGCUUAUGUGCCCAGCCCACAAGUCCUACACAGGAUUCCAGGGACAGCCACCUAUGCAUUCUCCAGUCUGAGCCCAGUGACCCUCACGGAGCACAGCUGUCCCUAUGGAGAGGUCCAGGAAUGUCACGAGCAACUACCUGCCAAGCUGGCCCAGGAAGAGGAGCAAAAGCCAGAGCGCAGGCUGUCCCAGAGGCUGCACCAGGUUGCCACAAAGCUCCUCAAGGUACCGCUGAUGCUGGGCUUCCUGUACCUCUUUGUCUGCUCCCUGGACGUGCUCAGCUCUGCCUUCCAGCUAGCAGGAGGGAAGGUGGCUGGUGACAUCUUCAAGGACAAUGCCAUCCUGUCCAAUCCAGUGGCAGGGCUGGUGGUGGGGAUUCUGGUGACAGUACUGGUUCAGAGUUCCAGCACCUCGACAUCCAUCAUUGUCAGCAUGGUCUCCUCCGGCUUGUUGGAGGUGACCUCUGCCAUUCCAAUCAUCAUGGGCUCCAACAUCGGAACCUCGGUCACCAACACCAUUGUGGCCCUAAUGCAGGCAGGGGACAGGGCUGACUUCCGGCGGGCUUUUGCAGGGGCCACAGUGCACGAUUGCUUUAACUGGUUGUCUGUCCUGGUCCUGCUGCCCUUGGAGGCUGCCACGGGCUACCUGCAUCAUGUCACCGGGCUCGUGGUUGCCUCCUUCAACAUCCGUGGUGGCCGAGAUGCCCCUGACCUUCUCAAGGUCAUCACAGAACCCUUCACACGGCUGAUCAUCCAGCUGGACAAGUCUGUCAUCACCAGCAUUGCCAUGGGGGAUGAGUCCCUGAGGAAUCACAGUCUCAUCCGGAUUUGGUGCCACGAAGACCCACCAGAGGCCCCCACGUCGAUGUCCAGGAUAGAGGCCAACAUCAGCCUUGCAAAUGCCACCAUGGAGAAAUGCAACCAUCUCUUCGUGGACACGGGGCUGCCUGACUUGGCCGUGGGGCUCAUUCUACUGGCUGGCUCCCUGGUGGUUCUGUGCAGUUGUCUGAUUCUCCUUGUUAAGAUGCUCAACUCUCUGCUCAAGGGUCAAGUGGCCAAUGUCAUCCAGAAGGUCAUCAAUACGGACUUUCCAGCCCCCUUCACCUGGGUCACAGGCUACUUUGCCAUGGUCGUGGGUGCCAGCAUGACCUUUGUUGUCCAGAGCAGUUCUGUGUUCACCUCAGCGAUCACCCCACUCAUCGGCCUGGGUGUGAUCAGUAUUGAGCGUGCCUACCCUCUGACACUGGGCUCCAACAUUGGCACUACCACCACAGCCAUCCUGGCGGCACUGGCCAGCCCCAAGGAGAAGCUGUCCAGCUCCUUCCAGAUUGCCCUCUGCCACUUCUUCUUCAACAUCUCGGGCAUCUUGCUCUGGUACCCGCUGCCCUGCACACGCCUGCCUAUCCGCAUGGCCAAGGCGCUGGGCAAACGCACCGCCAAGUACCGCUGGUUUGCCGUCCUCUACCUCCUCGUGUGCUUCCUGCUUUUGCCCUCGCUGGUGUUUGGCAUUUCCAUGGCGGGCUGGCAGGCUAUGGUCGGUGUGGGCACACCCUUUGGGGCCCUGCUGGCCUUUGUGGUGCUUGUCAACGUCCUGCAGAAUCGAAGUCCUGGGCACCUACCCAAGUGGCUGCAGACAUGGGACUUCCUGCCUCGCUGGAUGCAUUCUUUGCAGCCCCUGGACGGUCUUAUCACCCGCGCCACCUUGUGCUAUGCCAGGCCUGAGCCCCGCUCACCCCAGCUUCCCCCUAGAGUCUUCCUGGAGGAGCUUCCCCCUGCCACACCCUCCCCGCGCCUCGCUCUGCCUACUCACAAUGCCACUCGCCUUUAG
Messenger RNA from Cricetulus griseus (Chinese hamster), 1911 nucleotides. NCBI's taxonomy places the organism in Eukaryota, Metazoa, Chordata, Mammalia, Rodentia, Cricetidae. The record is from RefSeq and is a predicted model, not a curated record.